Molecule: messenger RNA, 2618 nt
Organism: Juglans regia (Persian walnut)
Lineage: Eukaryota; Viridiplantae; Streptophyta; Magnoliopsida; Fagales; Juglandaceae
Product: MLO-like protein 14
Exons: 16
Coding region: 721-2370 (549 amino acids)
Biological process (GO): defense response
Cellular component (GO): membrane
Source: RefSeq, a predicted model, not a curated record
AAGCAAUAUGCUUGAGGUCUCGGAAUUUUUCUUCGGCCAUUAAUACGCGUUUUCCUUUUAUGUUGAUUUUUGAGUGAAAGUCGUCAGCAAUGUAACAAUACAGUGCACCAAAUGGCGGUUCUCCAAGCGUACGAGGAAGAAAUUCAUGCAAGACAAAUUAUGGGAUUUGACGAGGGACCAGCUGUCUCUUUCUAAAUCUGUUGUCAUAGUUCACGUAAAUUCGAGCUGAAUGCGGGUGCUGUAUUUUCCGAAGGGUCGAACAUGAGUGAAGUCUUUGUGGUGAAAAAAAAGUCAGGCAUUUUGGUAAGAAGAGAAGCUGCAAAAAAAUAUUAGUCUAGAGGAAUAUUUUAAACGAGGAAGAGACCAACAGCAACUUCCAGAGAGGGAGUGAUUAUAACUACUACUAGUUCACCAAGAAACCUGCAGUUCAAAUUGGGGUUACUCUUAAAGUACACAUUUUUUCCAGUUGAAGGUUUGAUUCCAAAAAUAUAUUUUUGUGAGUGAAACAGGGUGUCAUAAGGGAUCACAUAAUAUUUGUAUGUUUUCUUAGAAUCAAGAAAUGAUUCUGAUUUGUCUUCGUAAUAUGGGUCCUGUUUAUGAUCAAAGGACAUGAAAAUUCUGCUGAGACUGGUGCGGGAUGGGAGUUAUUGGGGAGUACUUGGGAUAAAGGUUUAAGGUCUGCUGGUAAAAUAGUUGAGAGUGGUGGAAAAAGCACAAGAAAUGAGGUCUUUGGCCUUGACUCCGACGUGGUCUGUUGCUACUGUGUUGACGAUCUUUGUUGCCAUUUCUUUUCUCGUGGAACGAUCAAUCCACCGACUAAGCUCUUGGUUGCAGAAAACUAACCGAAAACCCUUGCUUGCAGCAGUGGAGAAAAUGAAAGAAGAGUUGAUGCUGCUUGGGUUUAUUUCUCUCCUUUUAACGGCUUCCUCAAGCAUGAUAUCCAAUAUCUGCAUCCCGUCGAAGUUCUAUGAUAGCAAGUUUGCUCCAUGCACCAUAUCAGUGCUUAAAGGGAAGUCAUCCCAGCACCGUAAUCUCUUGAUGGUUUCUGUUCUACCUCACUCGUUUAGGAGGAUGUUGAGUGACUUGAAUGAAAAAAAUACCUGCAGUAAGGAUCACGAGCCGUUUGUGUCGUAUCAAGGUCUUGAGCAGUUGCACCGGUUCAUAUUUGUCAUGGCAAUAACUCACAUAUCUUACAGCUGCUUAACAAUGUUGCUGGCAAUUGUGAAGGUUGUACAUUCUGUGAUUCAUAGUUGGAGGGUAUGGGAGAUUGAGGCUCACAUGGACCGGCAAGGUUCAUUAACUGAAAUCACGAGAGAGCAGACACUGCAAAGGCAAUCAGCAUUUGUCAAGUUUCACGCAUCAAAUCCUUUGGUCAGGAAUAGUUUCCUUGUCUGGGUGACAUGUUUCUUCCGGCAAUUUGGGCAUUCGAUGGUUCGUGCUGAUUACCUUACACUCCGUGAGGGCUUCAUCAUGAACCAUAAUCUCAAACAAAAAUAUGAUUUUCACGGCUAUAUGGUUCGCUCCAUGGAAGAAGAAUUUCAAAUGAUAGUUGGCGUGAGUGGUCCACUUUGGGGAUUCGUUGUUGCUUUCAUGCUGUUUGAUGUAAACGGGUCUAAUCUCUAUUUCUGGAUAGCAAUCAUUCCUAUUGCUCUUGUUCUUCUGGUGGGCACAAAACUGCAGCAUGUUAUUGCAACCUUGGCAUUAGAGAAUGCAGGUAUAACUGGAUUCUUCACAGGAGCAAAGCUAAGGCCUCGAGAUGAUCUUUUCUGGUUUAAGAAGCCGGAACUAUUGUUAUCCUUGAUCCAUUUUAUUCUGUUCCAGAAUGCAUUUGAAUUGGCUUCAUUCUUUUGGUUCUGGUGGCAAUUUGGGUAUAAUUCUUGCUUUAUUGGGAAUCAUUUGCUCGUGUAUACAAGGCUGGCUUUGGGGUUUGCUGGACAGUUUUUGUGCAGCUACAGCACCUUGCCUCUGUAUGCACUGGUUACUCAGAUGGGAACAAACUAUAAGGCAGCCUUAAUUCCUCAAGGGAUAAGAGAGACUGUCCACGUAUGGAGAAACAAAGCCAGGAGGAGAAGGCUUGGUAUUUUCACUGAUAACUCCACAGUACACACGGAUACAAGCACGGUAAUGUCAAUCGAGGAAGAUCGCGAGUUGCUUGACGAUGCCCCUGAAACCACCACUGGUGAAUUCACUGAGAUCGAGAUGCAACCAACUCCUGCAAGUGCAACCAACCUCUCUACAGUUGCUAAUGAAACCUCAAGCAGAGUAGUUGCACCCCUCCUUCAAUCCUCUGCUUCAGUUUCUUCAUCGGUUACAUUGUCUUCCAGGACAGAAGGUAUUCCAAGAUCUUAUUCUCUGCCAACCCGAAGAUAAUGAAGCAAUUAUCAAUGACGAUGAAGAAAAGAGAAGCAAACGAUAUCAUGUAUGAGUUUAGGCUUUAUUUGGAUUUCAGAUGUGUGUAGAUCCUUCCCUAUAGUAAUCUUCCUCCCAUAGUAGAAGCUCAUAGAACAUUGCAAGAUAUAAGCUGUAUCAUAGUGGAUGUCAACAUACAAGAUUUUGAUUUAACAAAUUAGGGAAACUCAGAAUGUAAACUCGCAUAAUGAUCGUGUCAGGUUCUAGUU